GCGCGGAGCGGGGAGGGAGGAGCUGCCGCGCGCCCGCCACUGCCGCUCGGCUCCACACAGCCGGCGCAGCCCAGCCACGAGACUCUGACAGCCGAGCGACCCGCGCAGCUCCGGCGCACAGGGACGGACGGCGGCGAAGGCGGACGCGAGGACAGCGGCCGGCGCCAAGUGCAGGAGGCGCGCGGGUCCGGCGGCGCGCAGAGGUCUCCUGUGAAGCAGCUGGGAACUCAGAAGGCCUCACUACCCCUGAGGAGUAGGCCAGCCAGGAGAGCAGUAAGGGAUGGCAUGAAGCCCACCAGGGCCUGAGGAGUGAGCACAAUCUGCAGCUCGUUGGACCCGGAGCCUCCAAGUCGGGAGACUGUACCAGCGGGGAGACUCAAGAAGAAUUGAUACCUCGGCCCCAAGUGACAUGUACACGGUGUAAUGACAGGAAAUGAGCAGGUUUGCUCGAAAACUGCUGGCCUGAAAUUUAAGAAGGCAUCGUUGCUUCUGCUCUCUCUGCCAUGCUGGCCUCGCAGAGCUGCCUUGCCCGUCUGUGUCCACGUCUGGGAUUCUUCGGUUUAAGUAGUGCCCUCUUCCUUUUGUUGCCACUUUUGGAAACCAAGUCCCCCUGGGAGGAGGCGCACGUUAAGUCUGUACCACCUGGGGACAGAGGAGCUUGUCAAGUGCUUUCUGAAGGGCUCUGGCUGAGAACAUGGCCAAUGGCAUUGACGAGCUGAUCGGCAUUCCCUUCCCCAACCACAGCAGCGAGGUCCUGUGCAGCCUGAACGAGCAGCGGCAUGACGGGCUGCUCUGCGACGUGCUCCUGGUGGUGCAGGAGCAGGAGUACCGCACCCACCGCUCCGUCCUGGCCGCCUGCAGCAAGUACUUCAAGAAGCUCUUCACAGCCGGCACCUUAGCCAGCCAGCCCUACGUCUACGAGAUCGACUUUGUCCAGCCCGAGGCGCUGGCCGCCAUCCUGGAGUUCGCCUACACCUCCACGCUCACCAUCACGGCCUCCAACGUCAAGCACAUCCUCAACGCCGCCAGGAUGCUGGAGAUCCAGUGCAUCGUGAACGUGUGCCUGGAGAUCAUGGAGCCCGGGGGGAACGGGGGGGAGGAGGAUGACAAAGAGGACGACGAUGAUGACGAAGAUGACGAUGAUGAGGAGGACGAAGAGGAGGAGGAGGAAGAGGAGGAGGAGGAGGACGAUGACACGGAGGAUUUUGCUGAUCAAGAAAACUUGCCUGACCCCCAGGACAUCAACUGCCACCAAAGCCCUUCCAAGACGGACCACCUCUCGGAGAAGGCCUAUUCAGACACACCCAGGGACUUCCCGGAUUCCUUCCGGGCCGGCAGCCCUGGCCACCUGGGCGUGAUCCGGGACUUCUCCAUUGAAUCUCUGCUGAGGGAGAACCUGUACCCCAAAGCCAACAUCCCUGACAGGAGACCCUCCUUAUCUCCAUUCGCCCCGGACUUCUUUCCACACCUCUGGUCAGGGGACUUCGGUGCCUUCGCCCAGCUGCCCGAGCAGCCCAUGGACAGUGGGCCCCUAGACCUGGUCAUCAAGAACCGCAAGAUCAAGGAGGAGGAGAAGGAGGAGCUUCCGCCACCUCCGCCGCCGCCCUUCCCCAGCGACUUCUUCAAGGACAUGUUCCCGGACCUUCCCGGGGGGCCGCUGGGCCCCAUCAAGGCAGAGAAUGACUACGGUGCCUAUCUCAACUUCCUGAGCGCCACCCACCUAGGGGGCCUCUUCCCGCCCUGGCCGCUGGUGGAGGAGCGCAAGCUGAAGCCCAAGGCCUCUCAGCAGUGCCCCAUCUGCCACAAAGUCAUCAUGGGGGCCGGGAAGCUGCCACGGCACAUGAGGACCCACACCGGGGAGAAGCCAUACAUGUGCAACAUCUGCGAGGUCCGCUUCACCAGGCAGGACAAGCUGAAGAUCCACAUGAGGAAGCACACGGGGGAGCGGCCCUACCUGUGCAUCCACUGCAACGCCAAGUUCGUGCACAACUACGACCUCAAGAACCACAUGCGCAUCCACACGGGCGUGCGGCCCUACCAGUGCGAGUUCUGCUACAAGAGCUUCACGCGCUCCGACCACCUGCACCGCCACAUCAAGCGCCAGAGCUGCCGCAUGGCCCGGCCCCGGCGCGGCCGCAAGCCCGCCGCCUGGAGGGCCGCCAGCCUGCUCUUUGGGCCCGGCGGCCCGGCCCCGGAGAAGGCGGCCUUCGUGAUGCCCCCCGCGCUGGGGGACGUGGGCGGCCACCUGGGCGGGGCCGCCGUGUGCCUCCCGGGCCCCAGCCCCGCCAAGCACUUCCUGGCAGCGCCCAAGGGCGCGCUGAGCCUGCAGGAGCUGGAGCGGCAGUUCGAGGAGACGCAGAUGAAGCUGUUCGGGCGCGCGCAGCUCGAGGCCGAGCGGAACGCCGGGGGCCUCUUGGCCUUCGCGCUGGCCGAGAACGUGGCCGCCGCGCGUCCCUACUUCCCGCUGCCCGACCCGUGGGCCGCGGGCCUGGCCGGCCUCCCCGGGCUCGCCGGCCUCAACCACGUGGCCUCCAUGUCUGAAACCAACAACUAGGCUGGUCCUCAUCAACCCCAGUCCUGCUUCCCUGUCCCCUCCCAGGCCCACCUGCCCCAUCCAAUGGGUCUGAACUUUUUAUUUCAAAAGGAAAAAGGAAAAAAAUAGCAGCCGCAGUGGUAUUUUCUGGGCCUCCUGAGGCAGCUGCCUCCCCUUUGCUGGUGUCUGAGAUGGGCAUCUCCUCCCAAAAGGCCUGGCCUCUCUCUGGCUGUCUCUCUGCUCUCACACAGAAACUCACAGGGGCCCAUGCCAAGGAGGAGGCCCCAGGCCAGGUGUCCGGGAGCACUUUGGAGCUAUGUGGGGCUAGACGGAGGGAGGUGGCUUGGCCAGAGGCAGACCGGAUGGAGCAGGGAUGAAGGUAGGGUCCUGAGAUACACAUCCUGAGCCCCACCACUCUAAGGCAGAGUCCCUGCUGACACUGUUCCGAUGGGUCAUUUUUCCCAUCUCCAGUGGUCUUGGGAUCCUUAGGGGAAGUGCCCUAUUGGCAGGGAGGCCUCCCGGCAUCAGGAGCGGGGCUCCUGGAGUCCGGGCCCAUUUUUCCCUCCCUGUCCUGUGACCGCGGACAGAUCAGCCCUCUGUACCCCAGUUUCACCCUGCUGUGAAAGGGGGCUGGUAAUUUUGUUUCCCCCUCCCAUCCACCCACCGACACACUCACACAUGCCCAUCCCUCCAGAGAGAAGCUUUGAGAGAGCAGGAGCUUUGCAGUCUUAAUGUCCCUGGUGACACUGUUUUACUGGACUUAGUUUUAUCACGUCCACCUCUACGUUGGCACAGGUGAGAAAUGUGGCCAAACUAGACAGGGUAACAGAGGAAGAGGGCUGGGGUGGGCUUGUCCACAGCCCCCAGGCAGCUUUGGGGAACUCUAAAUCCUACCCUCCCCUCUGGGCAGGCCACUGUGCGCAUCCGGGGGCUACCAUCUCGCAUUGUCCCCACCUCUGCGUGGUCCCUCCAAUGCCAUUAGGAGUCUUUCAGGACUCUGAGGGCCAACACAGAAGGAAUGGGGGCCUCCUCUUAACACCUGGCAGCUGCCCUUCUCCACCUGAUUCUCGGAAACAGACAAAAUGCCCAGUUACCCAGGUGUAUGUUUGCUUUUCAGCUGUGGGCUUCUCAGGACUUUGGCAUUGUUGUGUUUGAACACCCUCAACCCCUCCGUGGUCCCCCAGGGAGGAAGCCAGCUGUCCGGUGUGGGAAGUCAGAGGCUUGGCUCCAAUAUGGGCUUGGAGGGCUCUGUGAGUGAGGGCUGUCCACGCAUUCUCCCUGGCUCUCUGGUAUGUAGCCGGUCCUGAGAAGGAAGACAGCUCUGCUGGCCCAGUGCCUUCCUGAUCAUCUCUCCCAUCUCCUGCCCUUCCCUCCCUUUUCUUGCUGAGUUUGCUUUUGUUUCUCAGUAGCCCAGAGAAGGGAGGAGAGUUCUUCUGUGCAGAUGGCCCAGGGCUGGUGUCCCCAAUCCAGGAGCUGUGGACACAGAGACUUCAGCUCUUCCUAUUGCCUUGGCUUCUUCCUGAGCAAACACAAACAAAAAGGCCAGAGAAGACCACAGACUCUGUCACUCUCCCAGCUCCCCCGCGAAGAGACCCGUGACUCCACACGCCACCAGCUGCCCUUUCAGCCAGAGGGAACUGUUGCUGACACCCUCUUGUCCUCAGACGUCAUCUGCUGGGCAGCUGCUUCUCACACUCCUGUCUCCAUUUCUGGCCCUCGCUUCUGGGACCCACCAGCCAACAUGCCUGUGUCCCCGCCUCAGCCAAGGGAGUGGGGCUGACCCAAACUUUAAGGGAAAAUGAGGAAAAAUGAACAAAUUAGAAACCAGUGGUGUUGGGGCUUUUGUUUUUAUUUUGUAAAAGUAAUGACUUCUCAUAAACUCAAUUUUUCAGACGACUGGUUAGUUCUUUUUGUUUUCUCUUGGCUGCAGUUUGGAGUUGUACAUUGUAAAAUAUCCAAAGAUGUCGAGUACUGUAUGAUCAAGAACUUGAAGCAAAUGGGUCGUGGAGGUAGGGAUGGUUGUGUUUUGUUUUGUUUCCCUUUUUUUUGGGGGGGGGGGGACAUUUCAGUUUCCCUGUCUGUGGGAGAACUUUGGAAUUUUUUUCUAUUUAUAACUUUUUUUAUGUGAUUGCUUUAUGUAAAAUGACACUCAACAAGGUUUGCCUUAGUGAUUCAAGGGACAAUCUUCCAUAACUUUGGUCGCACGCUGCAUCCCGCCGAGAAAAACUCUCAGCUAAUUUUCUGGCCUAUUUAUUAAACAGUAUUAAUUGACUUGAUUAAA
Messenger RNA from Balaenoptera ricei (Rice's whale), 4814 nucleotides. RefSeq names its product zinc finger and BTB domain containing 7C (gene ZBTB7C). Gene Ontology annotation, molecular function: RNA polymerase II cis-regulatory region sequence-specific DNA binding; DNA-binding transcription factor activity, RNA polymerase II-specific; protein binding. Gene Ontology annotation, biological process: regulation of transcription by RNA polymerase II. NCBI's taxonomy places the organism in Eukaryota, Metazoa, Chordata, Mammalia, Artiodactyla, Balaenopteridae. The transcript is spliced from 6 exons. The coding region runs from base 695 to 2554 and encodes 619 amino acids. The record is from RefSeq and is a predicted model, not a curated record.